AUGAGGCGGACCGCCGUCGCAUGGGGCGGCUUCACCAUGAAGUACAAGAAAGGCACCGGCCUGUGGGACGAGGACCACGUGAACGACUACAAGGCAAACCGCUAUCUCUCCGCCCGGGCCGCAAUGCGGUGGUACUACGAUAUGGAGCGGUUGCAGACCCGCAACAGUCUCAACGCGCGCCGCAGCACGCAGAGCCACAACAACAAUAUGGGUCUGCACCAUAGCGGGCGUGGCGCCUUUGAGCGGGAGGUGGAGCGGCGCGGCCUGCAGGUGGAGAAGUACGCGCUGACCACAACGACCGGGGCGAUGCGCGUGGCGGAGCUGACGUUGCUUCGACGGCUGGAGCUUGAAAAAAGGGCCGAGGCAGCGAUGGCGAAACAACGCGCGACUUUGCGGCAACCAGCACCGUCGGCGUGGUACGAUGAGACACUGGGGCCCCUGAACCCGGAGUUUCUGCGCCGGAUGCAGCCGCAUUAUGAGGUAGACAUCAUAACCCUGCCGGAGUUCCCACUUAUUCGUGAGACGCCGCAGCAGGAGAAAACACAACAACAUUUUCACGAGGAGGCAGCAUGA
Messenger RNA from Trypanosoma rangeli, 573 nucleotides. RefSeq lists its product as uncharacterized. Bases 1 to 573 code for a protein of 190 amino acids. The record is from RefSeq and is a predicted model, not a curated record. The transcript has a single exon. NCBI's taxonomy places the organism in Eukaryota, Euglenozoa, Kinetoplastea, Trypanosomatida, Trypanosomatidae.